Molecule: messenger RNA, 5169 nt
Organism: Volvox carteri f. nagariensis
Lineage: Eukaryota; Viridiplantae; Chlorophyta; Chlorophyceae; Chlamydomonadales; Volvocaceae
Product: homeodomain protein
Exons: 19
Coding region: 1-5169 (1722 amino acids)
Biological process (GO): regulation of transcription by RNA polymerase II
Molecular function (GO): DNA binding
Source: RefSeq, a predicted model, not a curated record
AUGGAGCCAGCGGACGGGUCAGCGGGCGACGCCAAGGCGAAGGCCCCCGCUAAGCCCCGGCAAAAUAAGACACCGCUGCAGAAAGAGGUCCUGGAGGCUUCGUAUCAGCUGAACCAGCACCCCUCGGUGGAGCACCGCAAGGCUUUGGGAGACCGCAUUGGGCUGACUGAACAUGAAGUCAAUGUACGAGGGUGUAUGCACGCGUGGUUUACGAACCGCCGCCGGCGAGACAAGCAAGCGGAGAAGAAGGCGGCAGCGGCGUCGUUGUCUGCUGGCGGAUCGGCCGGCACCCCGGGCGGCGUGACGCCGGGCGGUGCCGGCGGCACGUCUCCUUCGCCUGGCGGAGCUGCCGCAGCCGCCGCUCCGGUGGCGGGGGCGCCCGCAGGCCUCGCACGUCACGUGCCGCCGCCACAGCAGCUCGCGACGACCGCGGCGGCGGCGGCAGCUGCCAGCGGCGGCGCUGUGAGCUGCCCCGAUGCGGAGGAAGAGACGGAGGACGCCGACGAUGACGCUUCGGACGCCGCCGCGGCCGCGUGGGAGGGCAUCAGAGCACUUUGCAUGGCAGCGCGCGCAACGCUGCCUGUGCCGUACUGCGAGGACGGCCCACAGUUGGGGUUCCUGUUCGAUGAGCCGCCCAUGCCUGGGGAACUUUCAGCGGCGGGUGGCGGCAACAAGCGGCGACGCAUCGUGUUGGGGAAUGAUCUCGUGGCGGAGGCGGACGAGGAGGGGGUGAAAAGCGUGCUGCUGCGGAGGCCCGGCGGAGGGAAGGCCGGCAUCCAAGGCGGCGGCCCAGUGGGUGUGAUGACGGUGGCGGAGUUGGAGAUGCGGCGGCGGGAGCUGCACCUGCAGCAGCAGGCACUUGAGGAAGCCCGGCAGGAUGACCCGGAUUACAAGAGCGGGGGACGCAAGUCGGAGGAUGCGAUCAAGAGGGAGCAGGAGCGGCUGCGCAAGGAGCUUCUGCGCCAGCAGGAGAAGCUGGAGCGAGACCGCAAGCGCGAGGAGGACGAGCGCAGCCGGGAGAUGGAGCGCCAUGAGCGGGAGCGCAAGAAGAUGGCUGACAAGAUGGAGAAAGACCGGGCCAAGGAGGAGGCUCGCAAGCUCAAGGAGCUGGAGAAGCUGAAAAUCGCGGAGGAGCGGGAGCUGAAGCGAUUGGAGGCUGCCAGGGAGAAGGAGCGCAAGGCAGAAGAGCGGCGCAGGGCGGUCGAAGAGCGCAAAAAGGAGAAGGAGAAUGCUCGUGCGCUGGCGCAGCAGGAGCGUGCUGUGCUACGCAUGCGGCACCGGGAGAGUGCCAAUGGGCCCCCGGACGACGAGGAGUUGGAGUACCGCAAGCUUCUUAUCGCCGCCGGGAUUGACCCGGCCACGGUUGCCGAUGCCGAUGAGGACGCCGCAGCGGCAGGCGCCGCCGCCGGCGAAGCCGCUGCUAGUGCUUCGGUGACGCCGCCGCCACCGCCGCGCAAGCGACCCCGUCCCGAUCUGCCUCGCCCGGAGUUCCCGCCGCCUUCACUCGGGUUGGAGCCAGCCUGGCCGGCCUCCUAUGACGCGGAGGGUGAGGCGGCGGCGGAUGGUGGUGUUGGAGAUUUUGGCACGGGUCCUGACGGCUUGGAUGACGACAUUGGCAGCGAGUUACUUGUGUGCUGGAGCUUCCUUCAGAGCUUCGCGGACUUGUUCGGCGUGAAGGUGCCCUCCCUGGAGGGCCUGUUGGAGGCCCUGGCGGAGGGCGAGGAAAGCCGUCUGCUGGCGGACGUGCAUUGCGCAUUGCUGCGGCUGAUCCAGGCGGAUAUGGAGGAUGCGCACGACGAGAAGGAACGCGUCGGCCGGCAAACGGCUGCCGCGCCCAACUUCAUGGACCGCUCCGUCGUGGGGUCGGCGCGGCGCUUGGAGGAGGCGUGGGCGUGGGGCUACGACGUGGACUGCUGGCGGGCGCAUCUCAACGCACUGACGUGGCCGGAGGUGUUGCGCCAGGUGGCAGUUGUGGCAGGGCGCGGCCGUUCGCGGCCGCCGAUACGGCGCUCCGCGGCGGACGGCACCAAGGGCCCGCGCAUCCAGGGCAUCGAGGGCGAGGACGUGGUGGACGACGGCAGCAGCGGCGGCAGCCUCAAGCUGCGCAUGCCAUCGAGAUACGUUCUAGGAACGGUGAAGGCGGCUGCGUGGCAGGUUCUCGCCAGCACGGGGCCCAGUGGGCUUCCCGUGGCGGAGCUGGUCCGCCGCAUUCAACGCACAGGUUUACGAGAGAUGCGCUCGUCGAAGACCCCAGAGGCAGUGGUAGCCGGAUCCCUCGCGCGUGACGUGCUCUUUAUGCGAGUGCAGCCCGCGACGUGGGCCCUCACCUCCGUCGUGGCGUUCGCCAAGCGUCGCAACGAGCAGCGUCGCGGCAGCCGGCACGCGGCCAAGGGCGGCGCCAAGACGGGCGAGGCGGGCGACGGCGGCGCCGACGGCGACGGUGACACGGAGAUGGCGGACGUGUCGAUCAAGGGUGAAGCUCCGGAACCGGCUGCCGGAGUGAAGCAGGAGCCAGGGUUGAAGCAGGAGCCAUCGGCGACGGCGGCUGGCGGAGGCUUAGGCAGCAGGCGGAGGGGCAAAGCAGGAGAUGCUGGCGGCUCCCAACCGAUGGAUGUGGACACCGGUACGGUGAAGCAGGAGGAUGUUAAAGACGAAGCUGCAACCGGACCUGCACCGGGGCCAGGGCCGGCGAAUGGCCGUGCCGCCAGCGUCGGCGGUGCCGAGGACAUCAGCCGCGCCGCAACCGCCUCACCGCCCGCGUCCACCGGAGGCGCAAACCUUGGCGCCGCCGACGUGGCUCAAGGCGGAGGCAGUCAACACCAGCAAUCACAAGGGGCUGGGGCUUCGCAACAACCGCAGCUGCAGGACCACGACCACGACGAUGAGUCGUACAGCGGUGACGAGGAGGAGGAGGACGGGGAGGCGCAUGGCGGCGAGCGAGGCGCCGGUGACCCGUGGGUCAACUCCUUGCUGAGUAGCGGCUACUCUACGCUUGGCCUGCGUGACCGCAUCGCCGCAAUGUCCUUCUUGUGCCAUGCCGUACUGGAUGGGCCCACGUUGCGCACCAAGCUCGAGCUGCGGACAAAUGAGGCGGCGCAGCGGCGAAAGCAGGUGUUCGAGGAUGCCAAGAACGAUAAGAGGAAGCGUCAAGAGGAAGCCGCUGCUCGGGCAGCUGCGGCAGCGGAGGAAGCACGCAAGCGGGCGGAGGCCGCGGCUGCGGCAGCAGCAGCGGGCGGCUCUGGUGCCGCGGCCGGGACUUCCACAGGCGGUGCUGGCGGUUCGCGUGGGUCGACGCCCGCGCCGCCGGGCGCGCCAGUGGAUCCCAAGGCCAUCGCUGGAGAGAUCUUCGGGACGGUGGCGGCGGCCGCGCCGCUGACGGAAGGGACGAAGGCAGAUGCAGCUCGGCGGGCGGAGGAGGAGGAAGACGAGAAGCAGAAGCGACAGCAACGGGCAGAUGAGAUGCGGCGGAUCGACGAGGAAUGCGCCAUUCGGGCCGAGCCGCUGGGCUCUGACCGUCGCUACAACCGCUACUGGCUGUUCACCACGGGCGAGGAAGGCGAUGCGGGGUCGGGGCGGUUGUGGGUGGAGAGCGCCCCCGAGGGCACCUGGCGCCUGCUCACCACGCCGCAGCAGCUCGACGAGCUGGUGGCAUCUCUGGAGCCCAAGGGUGUACGGGAGGGCCAACUGGCCCAGGCGCUGGCACACCACGCGGAUCGAAUCAAGCGCUCCAUGCCGGGAGUGGCGCCGUUGUCCGAGCCCACACCGUUGGACGCGCUGCCUGAGGAAACGCGCGCCGCGCUCACGUCUGCGGCGGCGGCUCGUGCGGAGGUCAUCCGGCUACAAGCCUAUUCCCAUGUGGUUCCUGAUGACGACUACACCGCGGAGCUGCAGCUGCCGGACAGCGACUCUAUCAGCAUGCAGCGAUUCAAACGGGACCUGCUACGACUGGAGACGGCCGUGCCGGUGGAGGCCAUGGACGAGGGCUUCCAAAGGAUGACCUGGGCGGAACGCGUCCAGACCGCCCCCAGCCCUGCGGUACUGCGCACCUGCCUGGGCCAGCUGGAGGCGGCCCUGCUGCCCUCCCCUGACGGCACCUCGCCGGGGCUGCUGGCCACCGUAUUCCACCGCCAUCCGCCACUGGUCCGGGGCGCCUGGGUGGAGGUGGGCAAGGAGGUGGCUACGGCGCUGCCGGGGCAUGCCUGCAAGGAGGUCUUGCCGCCAGCUGAGCGCGUCGAUGGCCAGCCGCAAGCCAUGCCCAGCGACGAGCCCCUCGCCUGGCUGCCUGCUACACUGCCAGCUCUCACGCUGCGGCUGCUGUCCCUGGACGCGUCCAUCAUCUUCCGCGCUGGUGUGCCUCCUGGACGGGACUCCCAAGCGGGUUACAAGUACACGGUUCGACCCGCGCCGCUGGAUGCUCAGCCCGCUGUGGUUGCGGUCUCGGCAGCAGCGGCAGCGGGCCCCCCUCAUGCUGACGCGGCGGGAGGGCCCGCGCCGCCGGCAUCAGCAGCGCUGCCGAUGGCAAUCGGCGGCGGCGCAGUGGUGCUCACCAACGUGCUGGCGGACCGCGGCCGGGUCAACCACGCCAUACGUCGGGUUCCGGAGCUGCCGCCUGAGAUCAUGACGCUGCGUGCACGUGAGUUCACCCUGCCAGUGGAGGAGAUGCGGGAAAGCGUGGCGGAGGCGGAUAAGCAGGGGCUGCUCAACGCUGCAUCCGCAGCAGCUGGCGGCAAAGGCAAGGGCAAGGGCGCCGGCAAGGGCGGCUCCGCUGCUGCAGCGAACGGCAGCUCGAAGGCUGGUGCCGCCACAACCGGCAAAGUGGGCUCGCGGUCCGUGGUGGUGGUAUCUGGUCUGCGGGGCGCAGCGGCCAGCAACAAGAACAAGGGUGGCUCAAAAACCAAAGGUCUCAGCGCACCUGGCGUGGGGUCUAGGGCCAAGGGCGGUGGCAAGAGCGGCGGCGGCGGCGCGGCUGGCGGGAGUCGCGGCAAGGCGGCUGCGACUGCCACCACGGAGGAGCCGGAGGGCGAUGAGGAGUGGAUGCAGGGUACUGGCGAGCAAUUGGGCGAGCCCGUGCUGCUGGGUCCGGAGGAUGAGGACGACUUGGGCUUCAGUGAGGACAACGACGGUUUAGAAGAAGGCUACGAUGAUCCGUACGAUUCAGAUUAUCGAUAG